CGUCUGAAAUCGCGCGAGAUUCCCGGCCGGUUGUCAGGGGGCCGGCGGUAUCCAAGCGCCAUUGCCAAGGACCAGGUCGGCGGGGCACGGUUCCUAAGGGCUGUAGCCCAAGGCCCGGUAUCUAAGGCUUUCUGCCCAAUGCCCGUCGCCCGGGGCUUGUUGCCCAGGUCCCAGCGAUGAGCAGUGUCCGGCCAAGUCCGCCACCCUCCACCCUUGCGCCCUGCCCCCCGAGCACGGCCACUAUGGCUGUGCCCAGUGGCGAAGCCCCUGCUAAUGGUGAGGGAGAGGGAACCCGAGAGACGCCUGAGAGCAGGGAGAGCCCGGGAGAUGAGGAGGAGGAGGAGGAGGACGACGAUGAGGAGGAGGAGGACGACGAUGAGGAGGAGGAGGAGGACGAAGAGGACGAGGAUGAGAGCGGAGAGAGCGAGAGGGUGCCCAGGAAGUGUGUGUACGAGGGGUGCACGGAGACCACCACCCAGGUGGCCAAACCCAGGAAGCCAUGGAUGUGCAAGAAACACCGCAACAAGACAUACAAGGACAAGUACAAGAGGAAGAAGAACGUGCAGGCCAUGUCCGGCACCAACAAGAGCGAUGAUGACACAGAUGAAAGACCCACGUCUGUCACCAAACAGCGCCUGAGCUGCAUGGUCGUGCACCAAGCAAGCCGUAAAGCAAGUCUUCUCGAGCAGGUUUUAAAUCAAAAGAGAUUGUCAUUAUUGAGAAGCCCAGAAGUCAUCCAGUUUCUACAAGAACAGCAAAGAUUGCUGAGUAGCCAAGCCCAUUCUCAACGUCAGCAGUCUCAAGAAGCACCUAUGUGAUGUUUUCUUUGCAAAACUGGUUGGUAAAUCAAAAAACUAAAAAUCAAAAACUAAACGCAAAGAAGGUGGGAAUGAAAUAUGUUCAUCAUUCCUUUUUGCAGUUUUUUGCAUUCCCAGUUUUAACUUCACUAUAACUCUCCAUUAACAUGUUUUUUAAAUAUGAACUAAGAAAUAUAAUGAUCAUGGUUAACUUCUACUUCGUGAAAUACUUGGAGUGUUUGGUUAAAACCUCUGUCUAUGUACAUUUGAAAAAUUCAGCUAAUUUGCAUGUUUUUUUUACCAAUACCAUUUUCCCCUGUGAAUUGUGCUUUUGACAGUGAAAGAUGGUUUUGACAGUGAAAGACAAUUUUAUUUUGCAGGACUUUGUGAUCAAUGCUGAGCAUUUGUAGUUUGGAAGCAGGUGACUGUGUUUAAUAACAAAUGCUCCCUUAACCUUGCCUGGGCAAUGUGCGUCAUUCUACAUGUGAAACAUCUGAGGAAGCUCUGAUUAAGGACUCAAACAAAAACAUAACCAUUGUCUUAAAUCAGAACUUUUUCAUACAAUAAUGAUUCACCCUUUAAAAAAGUUAUGAACCUUGUCGAACCAGGAUGUCGAAGUGAGGCAACAGAGCUCUGCAGUUUAGGUUCUGCAUCUUUAGGAUAUUUAUCCUCUGCUUUCACACAGCAGUUUUUUAAAUAUGGUUAGAUAAGCAAGUAAAAUAUGGAAAUCAAUAUUGAACACACACGCUGUUGCAAAGAAGUUUAUUUCUACCCCAAGUGUCAAGCAUGUUCAUGAGUCAUUGGAGCAGAAUUAGGCUUUUUGGCCCAUCGAACACUCCAACAUUCCAUCAUGGCGGAUCUAUCUUUCCCUCUACCCUAUUCUCCUGCCUUCUCGCCAUGAUCUUUGACCCCGUACUAAUCAAGAACCUGUCAAUGUUCACUUUAAAAAUACCCAAUGACUUGGCCUGCACAGCCAUCUGUGGCACUGAAUUCCAGAUUCACCACCCUCUGAUUAAAGAAAUUCCUUCUUCUUCUUCUUCUUCUUCUUCUUCUUCUUCUUCUUCUUCUUCUUCUUCUUCUUCUUCUUCUUCUUCUUCCACUUCUUCUUCUUUCGUGUGCCGUGCACAGCCUAAAGUUGUUGGACAACUUGUUCUAUUUGAUCUUCCGUUUGUGCACGUCGAGUUGAUUGCAUUAGUCGAAACAUGGCGGACAACAUGAAGGUUGCAAUCUUCCACCCCAAAGAAAUUCCUUCAUGGCAUUGAACUUGUAAUUAGAUGUAGUUCAGAAGGAAGUUUGAAUUUCUGGCUACGUGUAUUUAGCAUUUUACAAUGUAAUCGUCAAUGUUCAAUACUGUUCAGGAAAAAUGACAUUUAUUUAUUUAAAGGUGAAGUCUUUUUUAACCAUAUUUUGUAAAAUAUAGUCUUUCAAUAAAUUGUGGCUUCAUAA
This is a messenger RNA of Leucoraja erinaceus (little skate), 2243 nucleotides long. It is a transcript of the gene rfxap, whose product is annotated as regulatory factor X-associated protein. Bases 177 to 818 code for a protein of 213 amino acids. The transcript has 3 exons. Gene Ontology annotation, biological process: regulation of transcription by RNA polymerase II. The record is from RefSeq and is a predicted model, not a curated record. Lineage: Eukaryota; Metazoa; Chordata; Chondrichthyes; Rajiformes; Rajidae. Gene Ontology annotation, cellular component: nucleus.